Penicillium digitatum Pd1 is the source of this 3510-nucleotide messenger RNA. Lineage: Eukaryota; Fungi; Ascomycota; Eurotiomycetes; Eurotiales; Aspergillaceae. The record is from RefSeq and is a predicted model, not a curated record.
AUGGCAACUCAAUCUCUUCCUUCUACCCCGAUAGCAACACCUCCGGUGGCUCCUCCCACCCCAGAGGGUACUCUGACUCCGGGAAAGUGGCGACACCCCCAGCUUGAUGAGAUCGUUCGGCGCCAAAAUGCAGCUACGUUUGAUCAGAAAAAAAUGAAGAAGCUGGUUUGGAACGGCGCGGCUCUGGUUAUGAGCUGGACAUUUGGGUCUACUUUCAAAACCUACUCACGCCAAAUUUUUGAUACCAACUAUAUGUGCCAAGAAGUUCCAUUGUUCAUUCUCCAGCUCUUUUUCAUUUUCAAUGUUCUAGUGGCGCUUUCUCCCCUCUUCCGGCCAAAGGACAACCUCUCAGACAUUUCCCUUACCCCCACUCAACGCUCACUUCUUGGAUUGGAUCCUGCUGUCACACCCCCAGCAACUCCUGGGACAACAUUUGUUACCCCACCCAGAUACCGGCUAUCCACUUCACGCAAGGCCAGUCCUGCAAGCAGACCGUCCUCCCCUAUGUCCGCGAAUGCAGGCUUCUCUGAGCGACGCUCUUCGAUCAGCACACCUUUCUCGCCUGCCUCUAGCCCUCUGGUUUUCAAGGCGAUUUCAAAUGGAGGCAGAGAAUCCGUUCAACGCCAGAGCUUUGGAUCCGCAUCCCCUCUAGCUCAAAGCAACUCCUUUGGAGAGUCGACCAUGAGCAUGGGCCCAAUCUGGCAUACCCCGUGUUCAGACCAAGAUCCCGCGCCCGGACGAUUAGGACCGCCAACCACUUCUAGCACUUGGCAAACAAACAGCCAGAAAGCGCCCUCGCCUCACAUCCACAUUGAGCUUCCCUCCGCCAUGGGAGCUUCGGAAUCCAAGCUUGUGUUCAAACAGGGCAUCUUCCGCCUCUCGGAGGACCAGGAGAUCCCCGCAGACGACCCCUACUGGACUAGAUUCUGGGAGCUUCCUGAAUCAACCGAAGACGUCUUUAGCCUUUUCACGCCGGCUGACAUACGACGCACGCGCGAUCAUGCCUUGCCCAACUUCCAAACACUCCUGCUCGCAGUCACCUCGCGACUGACUGUAUUGAAAAACCAUCCCUCAUUUCCUGACCCCGAUCUCGCCCCCGAACGUGAUAUCCUCAACUGCAUUCGGAUCCUCACUCGCCUUCUCCCCUAUGUUUACGAGGCCGACCAUCUGGAAGAAUGGGAGGACAAUUUCUUCUGGACUCGUCGAAAGAGAAGGACAAGACAAUCACAAAUUGCUGGGGAGGUCCUCUUUGACGAAGCACAGCCGGAUGAUAACCAAGAGACGACAUCACCGCGCGCGGAGGAUUAUGAAGAUGUGAAACCUCUUGCCGAGGAGUUGAUAGACACAUUGGUGGACUUGCUCUUCUUUGCCGACUUUACAAUUCCGCGACUUCCAACUGCGAAGAGCAAGGUCUCUUUUUCGAUUUGGCAGAGCGGUGUUGGCUGCAACACGGCUAUGGGGUCGAACAAAACAUUGGAGAGCAACCGAUGCGAGAUUCUCCGGCUUUUGCUUACUCUGACUGGAAAGGCUAUGUAUUUGCCAUCAAACACAUUGCCCGUCGUUGGCGUCAAGGCAAUUACUUACAUCACAACUUGCCAAGAUAAGCAGGCUGUUUUGACUCUCCUUUGCUCUCUUCUCAACACAGCAAUGAAGUAUAACCCCGCAUCGUGGAGAGUUCCAUACGACCAUGUUGUUUGGAAAGAUCCUAGGCAGAUAUUGGUGAUCUAUUGUGUGCAACUUCUUCUUGUCCUCUUGUUGUAUCCUAUUCCAGAAGAUGGCCGUGGAACUCCACCGAAGAAUUAUUAUCGCCAUUACUUUGGCAGGCUGCAUAGACCUCAAGACUUCCAAUUCCUGGUCGAUGGCAUGACGAGAAUUCUGAACCAGCCGAUGCAAGCUACUACUUCCUAUCUUCCUGGGAGUCAAAAAUCAGUGAAAUGGGCACCUGAGAUGCUGGUCCUUUUCUGGGAGACCUUGCAAUGCAACAAAAGGUUCCGGUCAUUUAUCAUCGAAUCCAAUCGAUCCCAUGACUUUCUUGUUUUAUGUAUCUUCUACGCGAUGGAGUAUAGAUUGGACGCUUCCAAACAAGGAGUGGUUCGGAUGUGCGUUUUCAUCCUUCAGACAAUGAGUGCGGAGCCAACGUUUGGGAAGAGCCUAAAGAACAGUUUCGAAGGUCAAGAAACCUUACCACAAUCAAUCCGGCUGCUCAAGUUCAGGGGGUCUUAUGCGGACUAUUUGAUCAUGUCAAUUCACACGUUGAUGACAACCAGCAAGGGGAAUCUGGAUACUGUGUAUCCUGCGCUUUUUAUCAUCCUCAAUAACGUUGCUCCCUAUAUCGAGCACAUUUCUCCGAGCGCCUGCUCGAAGGUCAUUCAACUUUUCUCUUCUAUGUCUGCUCCCAGCUUUUUGUUGGCAAACGAAACCAAUCACACUCUCCUUGCCUCGUUGCUUGACUUCAUCAACAUCAUUCUCGAGCACAAGUUCAAUGACAAUCCAUAUCUCGUCUACUCGAUACUGAAAUAUAAGCAACGCUUUGAAGCCGUGCGGGCUUUCACUCUUGAAAGUGGCCAGCAGGAGAUCGAGCGGCAGAAAGAGAAGAGGAAAGCUGGCAGUUCUUCAGAUGUCGCCGUCAGUCCUACACUUUCACAUUCGGAGGAUGAUCUACACACUCCUUCGGGUGCCCGGUCACCUUUGACCAGAAUUCCCGAAGAGAACAGCCCAUUCGCAAUUGGCGAUGACGACUCCGAUGAUGAACGUGGGAAAGAUGGAGCACAGACUCCAUCUCAGUCAUCUUUCUCAGCUCAAACCUCACGAAGACCCUCCACAACAUCCGCCACAGACGAGAACGGAGUGCAGCAGGUGCGAGCAAUGUCCGAAAAGGCACGCGGAAAGAAACCUGCAGGGCAUCCACCUUUCUCCCGACAAAACAGCAUGACCAGUCAGACAAGCAUGUCUGCUUUAUUCACCCCCUCUGCUAGUGGUUUCACGCCCACCGUUCCAUGGCUCGAAUCCUGGUUGCCUGAUCUUCCUUUGCACACAGUCCUCACUAUCAUCUCAGCCAUUGCACCUCACAUUCCUGACGCAGCGCUUGUAAGCGCAGUCAGCCCGGAGGCCCGUACACUUAUCCACAAUCUCCCGUCCUUUGCGGAAGAGCCCGAGGUUAAAAGCAUAAUCUCUGAACCAACCCCCGUUCGCAUGCAAUCAUUCGAAUGGUCCGCACUUUCUAUGGGCUGGUACGAAUCCCUGCUGUGGGGCUUUAUCUUCUCCAGCGAGAUGGUAGUCGGUUCCGCUUCUGGUGCAACCCCAGGAACAGUUGGUGUCUGGAACGGCACAGCUAUUAAACUCUUCAGAGUCCAAGAGGCUGCUGCUCAAGGCCCGACCUUGCUUGCUCCUAAGGGUGCCGUUGAUGCCGUGGGCAGCAACCUGGUGCAACGCAUCGGAAACCUCAGCCUUCGCGGUCGAAACUCACAAGACUCCGGGGCUACCCCUAUACCAAGUGUACGGGAGGUUUAA